Molecule: messenger RNA, 1089 nt
Organism: Artibeus jamaicensis (Jamaican fruit-eating bat)
Lineage: Eukaryota; Metazoa; Chordata; Mammalia; Chiroptera; Phyllostomidae
Product: ADP-ribose glycohydrolase OARD1-like
Exons: 1
Coding region: 53-511 (152 amino acids)
Biological process (GO): peptidyl-glutamate ADP-deribosylation
Source: RefSeq, a predicted model, not a curated record
GCCUACUUCAGCUGAGGAAAGAUUUCAGUUUUGGAGGUAGCAACUCGAUAUCAUGGCCAGCAGCCCUAGUGAAGAUGCAGAAGGAAGCAGAAUCACUUAUGUAAAAGGAGACCUUUUUGCAUGCCCCAAAACAGACUCUUUGGCCCACUGUAUCAGUGAGGAUUGUCGAAUGGGUGCUGGGAUAGCUGUACUCUUUAAGAAGAAAUUUGGAGGGGUGCAGGAACUGGUAAAUCAACAAAAGAAAUCUGGAGAAGUGGCUGUUCUGGAAAGAGAUGGGCGAUGUAUAUAUUACUUGAUUACAAAGAAAAGGGCUUCACACAAGCCAACUUAUGAAAACUUACAGAAGAGUUUAGAGGCCAUGAAGUCCCAUUGUCUGAAGAAUGGAGUCACGGAUCUCUCCAUGCCCAGGAUUGGGUGUGGUCUUGAUCGUCUGAAAUGGGAAAAUGUAUCUGCAAUAAUUGAAGAGGUGUUUGACGAAACAGGCAUCAGAAUCACUGUGUAUACACUCUGAACAGAUGAGCGUUUUGGAUGUGUCUGCGUUUUCCUGUAUCAUCCCUACUGGGCUAUAUGACUGGGCAAAAUGACCUUAAAAAUUGUCAGAGGAAAGUUUCAUGUGAAGUUGUGUGUGUCACAGGCCAUGGUUAAGUUUCUGUAUUUCCAUGAUUGGACUGGUACUCUGGAGGAGAGAUUGCUUGGGAAAUGUUGCUGUGAUUUUUCUCUUUUCUUUUUUUUCUUUUUAGGAAGGUAGGUAAUAAAUAGCCUGAUAAUAGUUGGGGAACCAGAUAUUGGGCCAGAGGACCCCGUUUUGUUCCAGGAUGCUACCUGAUUUGUUUGGCUUGUCACUAGGUGGCAGCAUUGAUUCUACUCUACUGUUUUCAGAGAAAUUUCAGGAAGGAUGAACAUUUCAGUUAAUUUUGCAUCUUUUGGCAUUUGUGCAUUUACUUAGUGUUAUCCUUAUGUCAUCAGAUUUAUCCUAGGAGAGAAUUUUGAGGGUUUUUUUGUUUGUUUAAAUUACAAAAGCAGACUGCUUCAACAUUGUUAACAAGGUAUUUGUAGAGACCCCAAAAAAUCAGAAAAUAAAUAUUUUUU